GUUUUACUUCAAAUCCUUUGUAGUUGCUUUUCAAUACAUUCUAUGAUAUUUUUCAAAGAAUACAUAAUUACCAAAAGUUCUAACUUGUACUUAAUAUUAGUCAAUCUUGUAGAAGCAUCUUAAUUUACUGUUUGAUGAUUGUUCCAUUUGUAUUCAUGUAUUUAGAAGUUGAAAAAUUUACAAUGCCUAUUAUUUUAUAAACAAUAUUUUUGUCUUGUGAUAUCAUUUUAUGUUGCUUAGAUUAGUAUUUAAUCAGAAUAUUUGUGAUAGACUUUUUGAAAGAAAAGUAACGAUAUAAUUUGAAAGCAGGUAAUAUAUUUAUCUAUUUUUAGCUUUGCACAAUCGCAAAAGUUUUGAGGAUUAAUUAUAAAAAAGCAUAAUGAGCAAGUCAGAUGAUUUCACAUGA
Paramecium primaurelia is the source of this 406-nucleotide messenger RNA. Lineage: Eukaryota; Ciliophora; Oligohymenophorea; Peniculida; Parameciidae. The record is from the annotation of a GenBank genome assembly.